This is a messenger RNA of Penicillium taxi, 933 nucleotides long. RefSeq names its product 5'/3'-nucleotidase SurE. NCBI's taxonomy places the organism in Eukaryota, Fungi, Ascomycota, Eurotiomycetes, Eurotiales, Aspergillaceae. The transcript is spliced from 2 exons. The record is from RefSeq and is a predicted model, not a curated record. Gene Ontology annotation, molecular function: hydrolase activity. The coding region runs from base 1 to 933 and encodes 310 amino acids. Gene Ontology annotation, cellular component: P-body.
AUGCAUAUCUUGGUGGUCAAUGAUGAUGGGCCCCCAAACAAGCGCGUGUCGCCCUACGUCCGCCCACUGGUCGACGAGCUCCAAGCAGCCGGCCACCUCGUCUCAGUGGCAAUCCCAGGCUCAUCACGCUCAUGGAUCGGAAAGGCCCACAUAAUUGAAAACACCUUAACCGCAAACCUUGUACACCCAGACGCUUUCCGAGACGAUGGUUCUUGGGAUGAGGCGUAUCAGCCCAGCGAGAACAACAACGCUCCGAACUCCGAGUGGGUUGUCGUACAGAAUGGUACUCCGGCCAGCUGUACCCAGCUAGGCUUGUACAACCUGUUUCCCGACCGCCCACCCAUCGACCUAGUUAUUUCCGGCCCGAAUCAUGGCCGGAACGCUUCGACCAUCUACAAUCUCUCGUCCGGCACAGUGGGCGGUGCUCUUGAAGCGGUAUUCUGCAGUAAACGGGGGAUUGCCAUCUCAUUCGGUAGCAAAGACCUGCAACCUGCUGAUGUGAUCGCUGCUGCUGCUAGACUGGCUGUGCGCUUGGUGGAUUAUCUCGUGCUUAAUUGGGAUGAGCGCGUCGAGCUCUAUAACAUCAAUGUUCCCAUGCGGUUGGAUGUCGAGUCGCAGCCCAUUUUGUAUACCCGCACUCUACCCUACUACUGGUCACGGGGCUGUCUGUAUGCUGAGACGGAUAAGGCGUUGACGAAUGGUGCGAAAUCGCAGUCUAAUGGUGUGGCGGCUGUCAAUGGUGGCGAGUCAGGAAGCAAGACGCGUAGCUUCAAGUGGUUGGCAGAUCUGUCGGACAUGAAGCAGAGGCUUCAGGAGAGUGAGGAGGGGACAGAUGCCCAUACUGUGUUGAAUGGUAGCACUAGUGUGACUGCCCUCCGCGCAAACUUCUGGCACGUUCCAGGCCUCGAAGGCCCGUUGAUCCUAGAUCAAUAA